This is a messenger RNA of Nycticebus coucang (slow loris), 2259 nucleotides long. It is a transcript of the gene CCDC184, whose product is annotated as coiled-coil domain containing 184. Bases 489 to 1064 code for a protein of 191 amino acids. Lineage: Eukaryota; Metazoa; Chordata; Mammalia; Primates; Lorisidae. The record is from RefSeq and is a predicted model, not a curated record. The transcript has a single exon. Gene Ontology annotation, cellular component: cytoplasm.
CCGCGGCGCAGCUGGGAGACCCGCUCCUGCGGCUUCAGUCACACUCGCGGGCCCUGUCCGUUAAUGGCUGGGGGAGUCCCGAGCCGACGCGCGGCUGGCCUGGGCUUCACCCCGGGCCCCUCUGCGAGCGCCUGCGUGUCCCCGGCAGCCGGUGGGCGCUCGCUGCUCGUGGCGCCCUCAGGGCGGCGCUGACACGGGCGCUACCCGGACGGUGAGGCAGGGCAGGGCACUUUUGCCCCCGGGCGAGCCCAAGAGACGCCGGCUCUGGGACCCUAGCCGGGUCCUCGUCCCGCCGCCUCUUUCCGUCCUCCUGGGAUCCUGCCCGGGACUUACCUCCACACUUCGGCUCCCGCCCCUCUCGGGAGCCUGCUCUUCCCUCGGCUCCUCCCCACCCCUCCCAGGACCUGUCCCCCUUCACCCUUCCUCCUCCACCCCGGAGGCCGGGCUGGACGCGACCCAGAGCCGCCACCACCCGCUUCUGCCAUUCAAUGGAGGACGGUCUGCUGGAGAUCAUGACCAAGGACGGCGGCGACAUGCCGACCCCUUUGGAGGUGUCCACCGUGCCGGCCGUGGGGGACGUGAUCUCCGGGGAGUACAACAGCGGCAUGAAGGAACUGAUGGAGCACCUGAAGGCCCAGCUGCAGGCCCUGUUUGAGGACGUGAGGGCCAUGCGGGGGGCCCUGGACGAGCAGGCCUCGCACAUCCAGGUGCUCUCGGACGACGUGUGCGCCAACCAGCGAGCCAUCGUCUCCAUGUGCCAGAUUAUGACCACGGCGCCCCGCCAGGGCGGCUUGGGUGUGGUCGGCGGCAAAGGGAGCUUCCCAGGCUCCCCCCCAAAGCCGGAGACCCCCACGCCUGGAAUCGGGGACGACGGCUUACUGGGUCGCGAUCCGGAGGACGAGGAGGAAGAGAAGGAGAUGCCCAGCCCCGCCACACCCACCAGUCACUGUGAGCGCCCCCAGAGCCCCUGUGCUGGUCUCCUUGUGGGGGACGGGCCACUUGUGGAGCCCCUCGACCUGCCUGACAUUACCCUGCUGCAGCUGGAGGGCGAGGCCUCCCUGUGAGGGCACUCCGCGGGGACACUACCUUCCCGGGCUGGCUUUGGGUUUCCGAGUGCACGACGCGAGGGGACUGAAAGGCGCGGUGCAGCAUGCUUAACUUCUGUGGGUCAGGCAGAGAGAGACUCCCUCGAGGAAGGAUUUGGAGGGUGAAGGACUCUGGGAGCAUCAAGAAUCCUUUCUGCCCAACCAAGCGAAUCAUAGCAAACUGCGGAAAGGUGAGGUUCCGGGAGAGGAAGCGCUCAUCUCUGGACUCCCAUAGUCCCCUACCCUGCCCUUUCCCCCUCUCCAGGCAACAGGAGAAUUCCUUAAUUGUGUAAAUAAAAUUCUGCUUUUUCUAUUCUGAAAAAGGACUUAUGUAGGACUAUGGCAAAUAAUCUCUUAACGAUUUACCUAGAAAUUAAGGAAUUGGGGGUAUUCUGUUCUGGCAACAGGAAAUUUACCCUUCUGCUGAAAUCCAAGAUACUCUGUGCUCUGCAGAAGCCUCUCCCCCUCACACGUCUCCGCAGCUGCUGAUUGGUAAAGGAAGCUUGAGGAGGGAACUGCGGCCCUAGGAAUCUGAGUGAAUGGAGUUCCAAGGGCCCCUGGGCUGGGAGGAGCUGGCUGUGAAUGUGCAUGAAGACUAAUAGCUCAGCCUCUAGGAUUUUGCAUGCAGAGCGGAUCCUGCCUUGUCACUGACUUCAUCUGGGAUUGCUGUGCACUCACUGGGGCAGUUCACAGGCAGAGACUUGGGGGUGCUCAGCAGCAGCCCAGAUUUAGGGGACAUUUGAGGGACUCUUGGGGGCUGCAGCCAAAAACUGUCUCUCUUGGCUACACCUGCUUAACUUCAGUUCCCUUUUCUGUCAAAAUAUCCCUGCCUGCUGCCUCUCGGUGUUGCCUCCAUAAUGUCUUGUGUGUGUUAUGUGUGUCUACUGGUGUAGUAGCGUGUGAGCCCUGAGGGGCAGGGCUUGUGGCUCUGGUGUUAGGUUCAGGAGGCUUCAGACCCUUCUGUGAGCCCCAGGCUAUCAUGGCGCUUCUUCCCACCCCCACCCCACCCCCAACCAGGGCAUGGAGCAUGUGGCUGUCCUGAGAUUCCUUUACUGAUGUGCCUCCCUCCCACCUCCUCAAGUGGUGACUUUGUGUGCCCUUCCUCCUCCUCUGUGUAUUCCUUUUCAAUGCUUUCCUUGGUGGUAACUUUAAUAAAAAGGCGUCAUCUCCCCUC